GUAGUAGUGUGUAUUAUCCUUGGUGGCGUGGUUCUGCUCCCCGAGGAGGACAAUUUGCAGACGCAUUCGUAGUGGUUACGUUACGUUCGAUGAAUUCAAUCAAUUGACGGUGGCUGAAUGCACCUUUUUAAACACGUUGUUGGUUAUCAAAAUAAACAAACAUAACCCAACUUUUUUGUAUUUCCGAAAAAUUUUGCCUCGCAGAAAGUUUUUUGAUUUUAUUCUGCUUGAAUACAGAAAUAAAUUGUGUUUCUGUUAAUUAAUUUUCAAUUAGUCUUUGUUAGGUGAACAUUAAAAAUUAGUUGAAAUGGAUUCUUCGGACGAGGACAUCACCGAUCAUGAUGAAAACGAGUCAGAAAAUGAAGCAUCAGACAUAUCCAAAACACCGGUUGAAAAUCCUAACAAACGGAAACACAAAGAAAUAUCACAGAAAUCCAAAAAAGUCAAACUUGAACCAAUAUCCACUGAAGACCCUAAAAAAAGCAAAAAGAAAAAUGAACUUUACAAACCUCCUACCAUCGAGGAGUUGAAUAAUUUAAAAAUGACCGAAAACCUUUAUAACAAUAAUUUAUUUAGGCUACAAAUUGAAGAAUUAGUUAAAGAAGUGGCCAUUAAAACCAAGAGGAAAAAAGCUCUAAGUUCCUGGCUGGAAAAUUUUAAAACCAAUAUUGAAAACUUGCCUGAAUUUGAUGAUAUUUCUUUGUCUGAUAUAAAAAUUGUAUCAAAGACGAAAAAAUCUACCAAAAAGGACAAAUUCAUAAACAAUUUAGUCACUAAUUAUCAGUGCCACUUUAAAAGUGACCAGGAUUUGAAAUUGAAUUUUCUAAAGCCUGAAAAUAUCGAAGUUUUUGGUUUGUAUGAAAACAAUGCUUUGGCAGGACCAAAUUUAGAAACUUCAAUAAACAUAACAAUGCCUAAAUCAUGUUUUCAUGUAAAAGACUUUUUAAAUAACCGAUACAUAGUUAAGAGAUUCUAUUAUUUAGCAUAUAUUGCUGAAAAUUUAACUGAUGUUCACAAAAAAACUAUUAUUUAUCAUGAGAACAACAUCCUUUUGCCAAUAUUGCUCAUACAACCGACUAAAGAUGAAAAAUUAAUUAUAAAAAUCCAUGCCACGCCUGUUGAGGAUUAUUUCAAACCUUCCAGAUUCUUACCUAGUCAAAACAAUAUCAAACAAGAUCUUUUUGAAGCAAACAUUAAUGAUAUAGAAAUCCUCAGAGCCACUCCAACAAUAUUAUACAAUGCCACUUUAGCACAUGAUGUAACGCUUAGAGAAAAUUCAGCUUUUGUAGCCACUACUUUACACGAACAUGAGAAUGUACAAGAAGGCAUUAAACUUUUAUGUAUUUGGCUGAAGCAGCGAAAUUUAGAUGUUGGUUAUGGAGCUUUUACUAGUAACUUAAUUAUGUAUUUUGUUACAUAUUUAUUAGCCAAAAAGAAAUUGAAUAAAUUAAUGAGCUCCUAUCAAAUUGUUAGGAAUUUUUGGAGCUUUUUGGCUACAACAGAUCUGGAAAAAUGUCCUAUAAGCUUAGGAGACAGUUCUGAGAAUAAUUUGGCAAUGUUUAAGCAACAUUUUGACAUAGUGUUUUUGGAUAGGACUGGGUGUUACAACUUGGCAACUUUUUUGGAUAAAAACGUGUUUAGGAGAGUGAAGCAAGAGUGUGAGAUGGCUAUGAGACAUUUGGACGAUAGUAGGAUGGAAUCUUUUCAUUCAUUGUUUCUGACCAAGGUGCCUUUUGGAUUGCAAUAUGAUUUAUUAAUCGAUCUUACAGAUGCUUUGCCAUUGAAAGACCAAUUUAUAUCAACCGAUGUGGAAAAAUCCAAAAACAUUGGAUAUGGACAAUUUUUAACCAUCACUCAAAUUUCUGACCUGUUACAUAAAGGCCUUGGCAAAAGGGCUUUGAAUAUUGUACCUCAUAUUGAAGUGAAAUAUAAAGAAUCACCUUUAACCAAAGUCAUAUUUGGUAUUAAUCUGAAUCCUGAAACUGCUUUCAAUUUUAUUGAAAUGGGGCCCGUUCUAAAUGAUUACACCAAAGCUGACGAGUUCAGGAAGUUUUGGGGAUAUUUGGCUAGUGACAGAAGGUUCCGAGAUGGUAGUACACAUGUAGCAGUUUAUUUCAAAACAAGUACAAUUAGAGGCAAACGUGGCAUUAUAAAGCGAAUAAUAAAAUAUUUGCUUAUCGAAAAACUUGACAUCAAGUUUAAACUUUACUAUGAUGAGUUCGAGGAGUUCUUACUUAACAAAAAAGUGACUAGUCCCUAUCCAGUUGGUACCAACGAGGAGAGCUGUUUGAAAAUCAUUAAGUUUGCUGACGAACUGGGUCAGAAAUUGAGAAGCGUGCAAAUGAGUUUGAGUAUAACCGGAAUACAAGGACUAUCAGAUGCUUUCAGUUACAGUGAAGUAUUUCCUCCGAUAGCUGCUAAAUUCAGACAGGCAGACAAUGCAGAAAUAAAAGGGAAAAAUGUGAUUUUUCCCAAUAAAAAAAUUGGUAUGAUUCCGAGAUUGAUUGAGCCAUUGGAAUUAGUAUUGCAAUUAGAACACAGUUCAAAAUGGCCAAAUAAUCUAGAAGCUAUCCAGCACGUAAAAACAUCAUUUUACUUAGAAAUUUCCAAAAUGCUUCAGGAUAAUCAUAAUAUUAUCAGUCAUGUCACAAGAGAGUACUUGGAAGUAUUCUACGAGGGACUAGUUUUUAGGUAUCGACUCUUUGUUCCCAAAGAAAUAGGCCUACUGAAAAAGGCCAUAACAGAGACAGGGGAAUUGAAAUAUACUGAAAAUGCCAAAAGUGAACAAUUGGAGAAAUCGUUAGGUAUUUUACCUAAAGUUAAUGCCACUCUGAAAGGAAUCCAGCUACAAUUUCCAAGCUUCGGUCCUGGCACAGCCCUAAUCAAACGCUGGUUACGUAGUCACUUAAUUGACGACUUCCAUAUGCCAGAUAUCGUGAUAAAUUUACUCAAUGCUGCCCUUUACGUAAAUUUAACUAGUUUCCAAGAGUCUUGUACUCCACAAAUUGCAUUUUUGAGAUUUUUGAAAUUUAUUGCCGAGUUUCAAUGGGAAUUGCAACCAGUGUUGGUGAAUUUUAAUGAAGAAAUAACUAAGGAAGAUAUUGCGGAUUUGGAAUCAAAAUUUCAGCAAAAUCGUGCUGCCGUUCAGCCAUUAUACAUUAUUAUGCCUUACGAUCAAGGGCAAUCGAUUUUUACCAAACAUAGCCCUUCGAAAGAAACUUUACAUAGGGUGCAAGGUCUUGCACAUGCCACUUUGAAACUAGUGCUUGGUAGAAUUGAGGAGCAACUUGUGUUUGACUUGAAGGAACUUUUCAAACCCAACAUGGAAGGUUACAAUCUCCUAAUCCAUUUGAGGCCAUUAUUAAAUCCCAGACGACAUGAGCAAAUUGAUAAUCCUGCAGAUAGUAAAAUUGUCCUGGAAAAAUACGAGCAGCAUAAAAACGAGAAAAUCCCCAUUGCUGGAUUCAACCCUGUACAUUCAUAUUUGAAGGCUUUGAGAGAAAGUUACGGGGAAUUUGCCAUGUUUUUCCAUGACACUUAUGGCGGUAGUACUGUGGGAGUAUUGUGGAAUCCUAAAGCUAAAGAAGUGAAAGAAUUUAAAGUUGCUCACAUAAAUGGCAAAAAACUGGUGAACAGUAAAUUGGAAUUGAACGAAGAUGCAAUUAUAGAGGACUUUUAUAUUUUAGGGAAAGGCAUUGUCAAGUGGAUAGAAAAGAAAUGAAAAGUUUUGUAAAUAAAUUUUGAGAAUAAAUACACUUUCCUUUCUAAACAAUCAAACAUUUAUUUGAAAGAAAUAAUCAAAUUUUUAUACCUAAAUAAUAAUGCAGCAUAAAGGCAAUGUAUCUGAGAGUAUUCUUUUAUAUUUAUAACUACAUAAGGGUACCUAAAUUUACUUCUACCUAGGUUCUAGGAAUUCUUUCUAUGACUAGCUUAUCGGUUUGGUACAUUUGGCUAACCAGGGCCUGUCUUUUAAUUAAAUCUAAAUUCUUGCGUGCUUCCGAUAUUCUAUUAUUUAUUAAUUCCGAGUCGGUUAUGUUUCUAUUAUCCCUAAAUGCAUCCCGUAUUCUACGCACAGCAUAUGAACGAAAAUUAUAAGUGCUGAACUUUUGUGAUUCUCUUAAAAGGGCUUUGUAAAGGUUUAGUAUUUUGGUUUUCGAGGCCAUGGUUUAUUCAGAAACUUUAAAAAUUUAUUAGUUUAAAAUUUAAAAAUUAAAAUAAAAAUACGAGUUUUUUUUAGGUUAGGUGAUUUGCCUUUUAUGACGUGAUA
Ceutorhynchus assimilis (cabbage seed weevil) is the source of this 4267-nucleotide messenger RNA. The record is from the annotation of a GenBank genome assembly. NCBI's taxonomy places the organism in Eukaryota, Metazoa, Arthropoda, Insecta, Coleoptera, Curculionidae.